Eruca vesicaria subsp. sativa (arugula) is the source of this 1143-nucleotide messenger RNA. Lineage: Eukaryota; Viridiplantae; Streptophyta; Magnoliopsida; Brassicales; Brassicaceae. The record is from the annotation of a GenBank genome assembly.
GAUUUUUUGUACACUUCCUCCACCCAUCUCUCUCUAUCUUUCUCUCUCCUUUGCUUGCUUUUUCUUUAAUUUAUUCUUCCAAGAUCAAAUAGUUCCUUCUUUGAUCUCAUUGGAAUACCUAAUAGUUUCAUAAAACCCAAACAAGAACUGAGGUAUCAUUGAAGAGAAACCACAAGUUCAAAUGUCUAUCGAUUUAUCAUCUGAACGUGUUUGCUAUGUCCACUGCAACUUCUGCACCACGAUCUUAGCGGUAAGUGUACCAUACGCAAGUUUGUUCACACUUGUGACGGUGAGAUGUGGCCAUUGUACCAAUUUGCUCUCUCUCAAUAUUGGAGUUUCACUUCAUCAAAGCUCACCAGCUCCUCCCAUUCAUCAAGAUCUCCAGCAGCCUAAGCAACACAUGACCUCUUCGGCAACAAGGAAAGAAUGGGGAUCAUCUUCCAGGAGCUCUAACCAUUUUUCAACCACAUUGUCUGAAAAUGUUGAUCGGGAGGCUCCUAGAAUGCCUCCUAUUCGUCCCCCGGAGAAAAGACAACGCGUUCCUUCGGCCUACAACAGAUUCAUCAAAGAGGAAAUCCAAAGGAUCAAGGCUGGCAAUCCAGCGAUCAGCCACCGCGAGGCGUUUAGCACAGCUGCUAAAAAUUGGGCACAUUUUCCUCACAUUCACUUUGGAUUAAAGCUGGAUGGCAACAAGAAAGGCAAGCAAUUAGACCAGACUGUUGCAGGCCACAAGUCUAAUGGCUAUUACUAAAGCCUUUACAUAUAUAUUAUAAUGGCUAUUAUAUAUAUAUGUACGCUGAUGAUGGAAGAAGACCAUACAGAACCAUACAUAUAUAUAUAUGUAUACAUGUAUGUAUCAUGUCCCUUUCGUUUUCUUGUGUGGGAUCCAUCUAUAAUUUCGUUUCUAGCUUACAUUCCCCUAAUAAGUGAAGCCCAUAUGUGGAAUGGUAUUCACAUUUGAACCUAAUUAUUUAAGAAGAAUCUCCUUUACGAAGAUUGUAAUAUAAAUUUCAUCUUUUCUCGUUCUGAAAAGGUGUAGCUUUUUGUGUGGUCACGAAUUUAUAUAAUGAGUGGUUUUGUAGUACUACGAACCCACGAGCUUAAAGAUGUAUGCUCUUUUGGAUGUAUGUAAUUCGAUUGGUU